Messenger RNA from Lingula anatina, 3839 nucleotides. RefSeq names its product rab3 GTPase-activating protein catalytic subunit-like. Gene Ontology annotation, biological process: positive regulation of GTPase activity. The record is from RefSeq and is a predicted model, not a curated record. Lineage: Eukaryota; Metazoa; Brachiopoda; Lingulata; Lingulida; Lingulidae. Gene Ontology annotation, molecular function: GTPase activator activity.
AACAAAUUUUAUAAAAUUCUGGCUUGAGCAGGUACGUCUCUCGACUGCAGCUAGCCAUCUCUGGUGGGACGAUGGCAGACGAGGAGCCUGAGGUUUUUGAGAUUACAGAUUUUACAACAGCAUCUGAAUGGGAGAGGUUUAUUGCAAGAAUAGAAGAACUUAUUCAUGAAUGGAAGUUAACAAGCCCAGUUUCACUCUCUCCUUUAAAGAAGGGAGAGUACAGCAGCGGCACUUGGGAAGAUACAACAGAUACAUUGAAAUUUGCAGAUUUUCCAUUUACUAUAGUGAGGCACUGUCUCAAACAGGCACCUAAUGGCCCAGAUACAGAGGAAGGUGCCACAGCUAUGGUGGAGGAAGAUGAAAAUGCAAUACCUCAGCCCCUGCAGGAUAUACUUAGCAUGGAGAAUGAUUUCCCAAGUAGAGCACAUUGCCUGAGUAGAUGGUAUGGCAUACGUGACUUUGUGGUUAUUUCUCCCGGGGCUACUUCUGAAGCUGUUACAAGUGAAACUAGGAUCAAUAUUCUCAUGAGCUCUAUUGCUAUUGCUGUGAAUAACACUGGAUGCCAGGUGCCUGUAUUUAUCCAAGGUCAUCAGAAGUGGAGGCGUCUAUACUAUGGCCUGUGUGAGUUCCCAGGAGUACGGACCAGUUUUGACAUGGUUCACCUGAAGAGGAUCCCACCACAGUACAAUCACCUUUCAGGACUGUUAGAUGUAUUCAAGGGAAAACUGGCAUCUCCCAUAUCCCCUCCUCCUCCAGUCACUGUGUCAGUGAGGUUCACUUAUGUGUUACAAGACUGGACACAGUAUGCCUGGCCACAGGCACCUCCUGACAUUGAAUCUGUCACAGAAGAUGAGAUUGGGUGUACAGACUUUGAGACAUUGCCAUUUGGAGCUUGUGAGGAUCCAGUCAGUGAAUUACAUCUUUCUACAACAUGGCCAAAUUUGUCUGAAGAAAUGAUUGUAGACAAUGAUACAUACACGGACCUUGACCCACUCCAAGCCCCACAAUGGUCUGUGAGGGUGCAAAUGUCAGAGGAUGUUCUCUGUCUACUUGGUGAUUAUCUUGAUGAGUUUAUAGCUGUAUGCUACAGAAAGGAGUCCACAGACCAGUUGUUGGGAAGGCAUACGUUUCAGGAAGAAGAAAAAGAUAAUGCAGAUGUCAGUAAAGCCCUGCAGAGAUUAACAGAACCAACAGUAAGCUAUAACCUUCCCUCUAUCUCCAAUGUUAUGACAAGUGCAUCAUCCAAGAUGAAGAUGAAGGCAGAAGAUGCGCCAAUCCCAGAACCCCUGUUGAAUAAAUUAUUGCAGUUUCUUUUUCCUGAUUCUGUCAAUGAGGAUAAAACAGAGCAAACUUCCACCAUUGGAUCCUCCAAAUCAGAAACUUCAGAUGUCACAAAGGAUCUCGGACGGCAGUUGAAGUCGGCUCCUGUGGACAGCCUGACUCACAAACUGGCCAUUUGUUGCUGUAUACUGAACCACAGUGGUGGCGGCCUGAGAGCUCUGGCCCAUCUGUGGCAGGAGUUUGUACUGGAGAUGAGAUAUAGAUGGGAAAAUGACUACUACAUUAUAGGUUUAGAAAAAGGUUCACCUAAUCUAGGGACAAGUUUACUUCAUCAGAAGUUACAGAUGUUGAACUGUUGUAUUGAUAGGAAGAAAACGAGGUCUGCACUUGGUCUGGAGGUAAAACAUACCUCUAUAUCAGACAACAUUGAAGAGUUAGGUAAGCAAGUUAAGUCUUCAGGACAGGACACGAAGGGUAAAAACUCUGAGAAAAACACUGGAAAAGAUGCAGCAAAGGAGAAAGAGGGGGAAGAUGAUGACGACGACGAUGAUGAUGAAUUUUAUGAGUGCCAAGAAUCUAUGAGUCAGGUAUCUUUAGCUAAAAAGACAUCUGUGGCUGAUUCAAGUGACAGUACGUCUUUGCUAGGAGAAGACUGUGAUAAUGAAGAGGCUAUCAGCCUUGCCUCAGAUCUCAGUGGGUCCACAGAUGUCAGGUAUGAAGACUCAGUGACACUGCAGCCAGAGGGGCGUCUCAGGCCAUGCGGGGAGUUGAAAUUGUUGAGAAGGGACGAGAUUCUCUACAUUCCUAUCACACAGGAACCUGCUCCCAUGACUGAGGACAUGCUGGCAGAGCAUGCUGAAGUGCUAGCCAAUCUGGGGUCAUCAGUAGAAGGCACACAUCUGAGGGCAAGGAUGCAAAGUGCUUGUCUGUUGUCAGAUAUGGAGGCUUUCAAGGCUGCCAACCCUGGUUGUAUCCUAGAGGACUUUGUUCGCUGGUACUCCCCUAGGGACUAUAUAGAAGAGGAGGAUGCAGACCAGGAUUCACAAGGAGAAAAGAAAGGUCAACUGAGUCAGCGUAUGCAGAUCCCUGGUAACAUGUGGGUUGAAGUCUGGCAUAAUGCAAAGCCAGUACCAGUCAGGAGACAGAAAAGACUCUUUGAUGAUACUAAGGAGGCAGAAAAGGUUCUCCACUUCUUAGCGUCCCUGAAACCAGGUCAGCUUGCCCUUCAUUUGAUGCCAAUGCUUAUUCAUGGUGCUAUUAUUAAACUACAGGAAAACAAUGAUUCCAGUAUUCCCAGCUUAAACACAUUACUUCAACAGAUCCAGACCAAAAGCAGUAAAGUAACCAGAGCCCCAGAUCAAGAUGUCAAGAAAUACGAGGAUCUCCUAAACCAGCUGAGGCUAGCAGAACUGGUCAUAGCUAGGGGCAGGUCUUUGAGGAAUAAGUUCCAGUGGGAGACAGAGGACAAGGCACACCAGGGCCACAUAGAGGAGUUUGCCUCCAAAUUACUGGAACAGCCAGAGGUUGAGGUGGCGGGAGGGGCCAGGGGCCCAGCAGGGGCCAUCAUACAUAAAUUGUUUGCCGAAGCACAGAAGAGUGCAAACAUGAUGAUGAAUGGCAUGCCCGUGUCUCCCGAGGACAACAUCAAGAAUGGGUCGGACUUUCCUAAGCCUGCAGGCAGGGAGUACAUCCUUAGGACAGUUGUACCACGACCAGCCCCUUACUCCAGGCCCUCGGCACAGAGGAUGUUCUGUGUCCUGUUAAGAGACGAGUUCAGACUGGCAGGAGCUUUCUCCUCUGAUACAACAUUUACUUAAAAUUAUCACAUUGACUGUACUUGCAGCAUGCAUGCCUGGGGGGGGGGGGGGAUUCUAAUCAGAAGCUUAUGAGCAAUUCUGCAUGUUUUUUAUGAAUUCAAGAUGUCAUACAGACACACAGAUGCAUUGGUUUUAUGUUUUAUAAUUUGUAAUGUACAUUGUAUUGUAUUGAAUUAUAAUGUAUAAAAUGGGCAUUUUCAAAUGUUAGCAAUGAUUUUUUCAUUAUCUGUGCUCAUUCUAGAUCUGUGUCUGUAAAACUGUAACAUCAAAAUCAUGUGAUUGAAAGAUUCUGUAAAAUAAGAAAAAAAUGGGAAAUUAGAUCAUCUUAUGUGAAAUUCACUCCAUAAAUUAUGUAUACAUCACCAUUUUGCUGUCUACCUGUCUUGUAUUUGUGAAGCUCUAAGUGUUGAGAGCUAGUUGCUUAAACAUUUUUCUUUUCAGGCUUCAGAGAGACUUUAUUUGAGGUAUUUGGGCAACUUACAAUCAAGUCUUGUUUAAACUGAUAUCCUUGAUCUUAAAACUACACAAUGAAAAAAGCUUCUCCAGCCUAUUUCAUGUUAUUGACUCUUACGGACUUGCGAUCUUAAAGAUGAAAUUUGCUCUUCAAGUACAUUUACCCAAAGCAAAAUGAGAAGUGAUAACCAAUAAUAUCCUCAUCAUCAUCAUCAGCUGUGCUUUUGAUGUUCAAUCAUAUAAGGCUACUUGUAUAACAUAGUGUUCAAAUACAACAAAAAUUGUUUA